This is a messenger RNA of Brachypodium distachyon (stiff brome), 1123 nucleotides long. Its product is annotated as probable glutathione S-transferase GSTU6. The coding region runs from base 209 to 931 and encodes 240 amino acids. The record is from RefSeq and is a predicted model, not a curated record. The transcript has 2 exons. Gene Ontology annotation, biological process: glutathione metabolic process. Gene Ontology annotation, cellular component: cytoplasm. Gene Ontology annotation, molecular function: glutathione transferase activity. NCBI's taxonomy places the organism in Eukaryota, Viridiplantae, Streptophyta, Magnoliopsida, Poales, Poaceae.
GAUACGUACCGUCUAGUAAAUUUGGUACACACGAAACCGGAACAUUGAUUUGGAGCCACAAUCACAGGCAUCGUCUUAUCUAUAUAGAUCACGUUUUUGCAAAUUGCAAACGCACAAGCUGCUAGGCCAGCUAGUAGGUCUGCUAGUUCUAUCUCAGCGCGCAGGACAAAUUAAGACCAAAGCCACGCCGAGAGGAACAAGCGAUCCAAUGGCAGCCGGAGGCGACAACGAGGAGCUGAAGCUGCUGGGAUUCUGGGCGAGCCCGUUCGUGCACCGGGCGCAGGUCGCGCUGCAACUCAAGGGGCUCACCAGCUGCGAGUACGUGGAGGAGGACCUCAGGGAGAAGAGCGACCUCCUCCUGGCUUCCAACCCCGUUCACAGGAAGGUCCCCGUGCUCCUCCACGCCGGCAAGCCCGUCUUCGAGUCCAUGCUCAUCGUGCAGUACCUCGACGAGGCCUUCCCCGCCGCCGGUGCCUCCUUCCUCCCUGCUGACCCCCACGCCCGCGCCGCCGCCCGCUUCUGGGCCGCCUACGCCGACGACCACUUCUUUUCCACAUGGAUCAAGGCGUUCGUGGGGACGACGGAGGAGGAGAAGGCAGCGGCGAACGAAGGUGCGGCCGUGGCGCUGCAGAAGAUGGAGGACGCGUUGGAGGAGUGCUCCAAAGGCAAGGCUUUCUUCGGGGGUGACAACCCCGGGUAUGUGGACAUCGCGUUGGGGGGAUUCGUCGCGUGGAUCCGGGGGUACCAUCAGGUGGCUGGCGUCAACCUCCUGGACGACGCCCGGACCCCGUUGCUAGCGGCGUGGGCAGAGCGCUUCGCCGCCCUCGACGCUGCCAAGGCGGCUGUCCCGGACGUCGACCGGAUCGCCGAUUUCGCCAGGCACGAUCUCCUGCCGCUGCUCCAGCAUUUGCAUGGCAAAGCUGACAAGUGAGAUGUACUGUACUUUGGGCAGUCGGGUUCUGCCCGUUGCAGGAAAUGCCUCGAAUUUGCUUUGGGUGUGUCUAAAUGGGAAAAAAAAUGGUGUCUCGGUUGACUGAUUUUUAAGGAAAAGGUUUAAAUCUCGGUUGACCUAUGAAAACUGUUGGAUUAAUAUAUCUAUACGUCAUUUUACUUUUCUCUUUUU